Messenger RNA from Rubroshorea leprosula, 929 nucleotides. NCBI's taxonomy places the organism in Eukaryota, Viridiplantae, Streptophyta, Magnoliopsida, Malvales, Dipterocarpaceae. The record is from the annotation of a GenBank genome assembly.
UGAUACGAAAACCGUGAACGCCUCUUCUUCCUUGCCUCAAAGUUUGUUUCCUUUUCUUGAUUUCAGCUGGAACCCUUUUUUUAGCUUUUUAUUCUCGUCUUUUCUAGAAUUUUCUCGGGAAAAUGAAGGAAACCGUGGAGAACCCUCUUCAUCUCAAAUCUUUGAACCACAUCUCGCUGGUAUGCAGAUCAGCGGAGGAAUCCAUUGAUUUCUACCAGAAUGUUCUUGGGUUCGUCCCGAUCAGGAGACCCGGAUCCUUCGAUUUUGAUGGGGCAUGGUUGUUUGGUUAUGGAAUCGGGAUUCAUCUAUUGCAAGCGGAGAAACCAGAGGACAUGCCAAAGAAGAAGGAAAUUAAUCCCAAAGAUAAUCAUAUCUCUUUCCAGUGUGAGAGCAUGGGGACAGUAGAGAAGAAGCUGAAGGAGAUGGGACUGAACCAUGUCCGGUCCAUGGUGGAGGAAGGUGGAAUCCACGUGGACCAGCUGUUCUUCCAUGAUCCUGAUGGGUUCAUGAUCGAGAUCUGCAACUGUGAUAGCCUGCCUGUCAUUCCAUUGGCAGGAGAGAUGGCUCGGGCGUGCUCACUAGUGAACCUCCAGAUGUUGCAGCAUCAGCAGAUUCAGCAGGUGGUUCAGCAGUAGGUUUGGUGCCGCUGGGCAUUAUAAGAAUCACUGGGCCAUCUGAGCAUAUAUGGUUUUUGUGUUUGUGUUUACCAAUAAAACAAAAAGUGUUUUGCAGUCCAUACUGCAAAAUUGUAUCGUGUUGUGUUUAUCUUAUGGUUUCAGUUUUAUUUUCUUACGUGUGUGCUAGAUGUGAUCCCCUGGGAAAUGAUCAUUUUCCUAGUUUGUUUCAAUAAAUUGAAUGAAAUCUCCUUGGCUUAGAUUAACAAGUAGUAUUGUUCAAUUGUAAGGGAGAAAUAUAUCAGCUUAAAACUU